Molecule: messenger RNA, 6857 nt
Organism: Cherax quadricarinatus
Lineage: Eukaryota; Metazoa; Arthropoda; Malacostraca; Decapoda; Parastacidae
Product: E3 ubiquitin-protein ligase RNF14-like
Biological process (GO): ubiquitin-dependent protein catabolic process; positive regulation of proteasomal ubiquitin-dependent protein catabolic process; protein polyubiquitination
Cellular component (GO): cytoplasm; ubiquitin ligase complex
Molecular function (GO): ubiquitin protein ligase activity; ubiquitin conjugating enzyme binding; zinc ion binding
Source: RefSeq, a predicted model, not a curated record
CUAACACAGCUCUGCCAACAGUUAGACAGAUUAUGGGCAGACAAUAAAGGCUGUGUUGUGAUGUUUACAUGGGCGCAAUUUCUCAAAGAUGAAAGUCUAAACCUCUUAGGCUUUACGGGCACAUUAGACUUGGACAACAUAAAACCUAUCCGUCAGUCAGCUGGAGCUGCAAAUAACUGCGGACUUGUGGCAGCAAAUGAUGGGCAGGGAGACACGUGUGGUGCUAUUUCUGAUGGAGAAAAGAAAUGUGAUAGUGUGAGUGAUAGUGGUAGUGUUGGUAAUGGUGCUGAUGAUGGAGCUUCAAGUUUGACACUGUCAAGACAAAACAGUCAGAACUAUGACUGCCGAACUAUUCAAGACAUUGCUCCUAAAACGAACAUGCUGAGACUUCUGAGAGAUUAUGAUGAAGAAAUGAGAAGGAAAGUCUUUGACACCAAAAAUUUUGAGUGUAAAGUCUGCUUUAUGGACAAACUAGGUGCGAAUUGCUUAGAAUUCUGGCCAUGCCGACAUGUUUACUGCAAAGAUUGCAUGGCGUCAUACUUUGCUGUGCAGAUCAGUGAAGGAAAUAUCAAGUAUCUAAUGUGUCCAGAGAACAAGUGUGAAUCUGAGGCCAACCCCAAACAGGUCCAGGAGUUAGUGCCUGAAGACAUGUAUCAGCGAUGGGAUGAAAUGUUGCUCAACUCUACUCUUUCCUCCCUGGGAGAUAUACAGCCCUGUCCACGUUACCAUUGUCAAUAUCCUGUCACCAUUGAAGAUGGCCAGGGACAGUGUCCCUCAUGUAAAUUUGUCUUCUGCGGUAUUUGCCGGUUUGGGUGGCAUGGCGUUGACCCUUGCCGCUUAAAGCACAGUGAAUCAAGAAGGAUAAUGGAAACGUACAUUAAUGGUGAUGAAUCUGAGAGAGGAGCCUUGGAGGAGCAAUAUGGCAAGAAGUAUUUAAGCAUGUUGAGGGAUGAAUACCUCUCCAUGAAUUACCUGGAUGAGAAUUCCAAACAGUGUCCUAGAUGCCGUGCUAAAAUAGAGAAGAUAGAUGGCUGUAACAAGAUGACAUGUCUGGAAUGCGGUGUCAACUUCUGUUGGCUGUGCAUGAGCAUACUUGAUGCUCUUAAGGCAUAUGAUCACUAUAUGGAUGCACGCUCACCUUGUAAUAAUUAUCUUCAUCUUUGAUGAAUUAAAAUAGUUUUCUAUGGUUGCUAGGGUUCAGUGACUUCUCAGAUAUCUAUAUUACCAUGCACACAAUGACAAGAAUGUUAACUGGAUAAGAUAAAUUAAGGUUGCAAGGAAAGCUGUAUAUUCUUCAGGAAUGGUUAGAUAAACAAAGUGAAGCCGAGAGAAUGCAAAGAGCAUCAAGACUGGUGACCAAGCUGAGAGGAAUGAACUAUGGGGAAAAAUACUGGAAAUACUGGUUGGCUUUAUCUCAUUGGAGGGAAGAGCACGGGAAUAUGAUAAUAACACACACAAUACUUAUGGGCAUAGACAAAGUAGACAAGAAAAAACUUUACUAGGGGAUAAAGGAAGAAUUAGAGGGCAUGGUUAAAGACUGCACACCCAGGUGAGCCACGGGUAUAGUAGCCUUUAAAAUGUGCACAGGUUAGAACCAUACCCACCCUGUUGCAGGCAGUUUUUUAAUUAAUUACUGUUUUUCCAGUAUUGUAGAGAAAGCUUCCUAUCACCGGCUGCCUUUGUUAUAUUAGCAUAUCAGCAUAUCAGUAAUACCUUAAGAGAGGAGGUGGAGGCAUCUCAUUUUCCUGCUGACUUUGGCUUCAGCUUGAACCAAAGUGUGUAGUGUCAUUCUCUCUCUUCCACUAAACACCACAUUAUUGGCCCCUUGUGUAUGUAUCAUACAAAUUUAAAACUGUACAGAGAAUUUAAACAUGUUUUAAAGACUUGUAUUACAGUAGAAAUCUGUGCUCUCACUGUUGCUAGGAGCCAAAGCCAUAGACAAGACCUAUCCAGAUCUCAGACACUGCCUCACACACCAUUUUAUUAGUAAUAUUUUAUUUUUCUUGGUUAUUAAUUUUGCAAAUGCAUCAGACUUUUGCAUGUGUUUGUUUGGUAUAAGUGUGGCAAGUUCAUAUAUAUUUGGUAUAGUUUGGUAAGAAAAUGUGGAUUUUAUUUUUAUCAAUGUUGACAUCUCAAUAUGAUGCCUCCGACACCUUACUUGCCUCAAUAGACUUACAGUAAACCUCAUACAUGUCAGAUGUGCAUUUUUACUGCUGAAUUGUAUGCCAUUCUUGCAGCACUUAUUCGUAUCGCAUCUAUGCCUGUGUCAUCAUUUGUGGUUGUCUCAGACUCCCUUAGUGCUCUACAGGCUAUACAGAAAUUUGAUACACCUCAACCCCUAGUUCUCUGUAUCCAAGUUUGGCUACGCCGUAUCUCUACCAGGCAUAAAGAUAUUGUUUUUUGCUGGGUCCCUGGUCAUGUUGACGUACAGGGCAAUGAACAGGCAGACACUGCUGCGUGGUCGGCAGUACAUGACCUACCAAUUUCAUAUAGAGGUGUUUCAUUUCUGGACUAUUUUGCUGUAAUAGCUACCCACCUUCACACCCAUUGGCAACAACGUUGGUCAACUCUGCUCAGUAACAAACUUCAUUCUAUUAAACCAAGCAUAGGUUACUGGCCGUCUUCUUGUCAUCAGUGCUGAGGUCGGGAGACUACUCUCUCCCGCCUUCGCAUUGGCCACACUUGUCUUACUCAUGGGUAUCUCAUGGAGAGGCACCCUGUUCCUCUCUGUGAGCAGUGUCAAGUUCCACUAUCGAUUAGCCACAUUUUGUUAGACUGCCCUCUCUAUCAACAAGGACACAGAAUUUACCUCCAACGUUGUCUCCGCUCUACUACUCUCUCUUUACCUUCCCUUCUUGCUGAUGGACCCUCCUUUAAUCCUGACUCUCUCAUUGACUUCUUGACAACGACUGAUUUACUCCACAAACUCUGAUGAUGAUACCUUUCGCACUCCCCUCAGCCCUUUCUACCUCAAUCUCUUGCUUCCCUCUACCCUUUCACCAUCCACUGCCCUGCUGUUCUCCGUAACCUAUUACUCAUCCAUCUCCCUUUUGCCACCUGAUACCCUUGCUUCCUUUCUGCCCUGCAGCGCUAUAUAGCCCUUGUUGUUUAGCGCUUCUUUUUUAUUAUAAUAAUAAUUUAAGCUAUGAGUGACAGAAUGUGAGGUGAGAUUCACUAUUUUUUUUUUUAUUAUCACACUGGCUGAUUCCCACCAAGGCAGGGUGGCCCGAAAAAGAAAAACUUUCACCAUCAUUCACUCCAUCACUGUCUUGCCAGAAGGAUGCUUCACACUACAGUUUCUAAACUGCAGCAUUAACACCCCUCCCCCAGAGUGCAGGCACUGUACUUCCCAUCUCCAGGACUCAAGUCCGGCCUGCUGGUUUCCCUGAACCCCUUCAUAAAUGUUACUUUGCUCACACUCCAACAGCACGUCAAGUAUUAAAAACCAUUUGUCUCCAUUCACUCCUAUCAAACACGCUCACGCAUGCCUGCUGGAAGUCCAAGCCCCUCGCACACGAAACCUCCUUUACCCCCUCCCUCCAACCUUUUCUAGGCCGACCCCUACCCCGCCUUCCUUCCACUACAGACUGAUACACUCUUGAAGUCAUUCUGUUUCGCUCCAUUCUCUCUACAUGUCCAAACCACCUCAACAACCCUUCCUCAGCCCUCUGGACAACAGUUUUGGUAAUCCCGCACCUCCUCCUAACUUCCAAACUACGAAUUCUCUGCAUUAUAUUCACACCACACAUUGCCCUCAGACAUGACAUCUCCACUGCCUCCAGCCUUCUCCUCGCUGCAACAUUCAUCACCCAUGCUUCACACCCAUAUAAGAGCGUUGGUAAAACUAUGCUCUCAUACAUUCCCUCUUUGCCUCCAAGGACAAAGUUCUUUGUCUCCACAGACUCCUAAGUGCACCACUCACCCUUUUCCCCUCAUCAAUUCUAUGAUUCACCUCAUCUUUCAUAGAACCAUCCGCUGACACGUCCACUCCCAAAUAUCUGAAUACAUUCACCUCCUCCAUACUCUCUCCCUCCAAUCUGAUAUCCAAUCUUUCAUCACCUAAUCUUUUUGUUAUCCUCAUAACCUUACUCUUUCCUGUAUUCACUUUUAAUUUUCUUCUUUUGCAUACCCUACCAAAUUCAUCCACCAAUCUCUGCAACUUCUCUUCAGAAUCUCCCAAGAGCACAGUGUCAUCAGCAAAGAGCAACUGUGACAACUCCCACUUUAUGUGCUAUUCUUUAUCUUUUAACUCCACGCCUCUUGCCAAGACCCUCGCAUUUACUUCUCUUACAACCCCAUCUAUAAAUAUAUUAAACAACCACGGUGACAUCACACAUCCUUGUCUAAGGCCUACUUUUACUGGGAAAUAAUUUCCCUCUUUCCUACAUACUCUAACUUGAGCCUCAUUAUCCUCGUAAAAACUCUUCACUGCUUUCAGUAACCUACCUCCUACACCAUACACCUGCAACAUCUGCCACAUUGCCCCCCUAUCCACCCUGUCAUACGCCUUUUCCAAAUCCAUAAAUGCCACAAAGACCUCUUUAGCCUUAUCUAAAUACUGUUCACUUAUUAUGUUUCACUGUAAACACCUGGUCCACACACCCCCUACCUUUCCUAAAGCCUCCUUGUUCAUCUGCUAUCCUAUUCUCCAUCUUACUCUUAAUUUUUUCAAUAAUAACUCUACCAUACACUUUACCAGAUAUACUCAACAGACUUAUCCCCCUAUAAUUUUUGCACUCUCUUUUGUCCCUUUGCCUUUAUACAAAGGAACUAUGCAUGCACUCUGCCAAUCCCUAGGUACCUUACCUUCUUCCAUACAUUUAUUAAAUAAUUGCACCAACCACUCCAAAACUAUAUCCCUACCUGCUUUUAACAUUUCUAUUUUUAUCCCAUCAAUCCCGGCUGCCUUACCCCCUUUCAUUUUACCUACUGCCUCACGAACUUCCCCCACACUCACAACUGGCUCUUCCUCACUCCUACAAGAUGUUAUUCCUCCUUGCUCUAUACACGAAAUCACAGCUUCCCUGUCUUCAUCAACAUUUAACAAUUCCUCGAAAUAUUCCCUCUAUCUUCCCAAUACCUCUAACUCUCCAUUUAAUAACUCUCCUCUCCUAUAAUUUAACUGACAAAUCCAUUUUUUCUCUAGGCUUCCUUAACUUGUUAAUCUCACUCCAAAACUUUUUCUUAUUUUCAACAAAAUUUGUUGAUAACAUCUCACCCACUCUCUCAUUGCUGUCUUUUUACAUUGCUUCACCACUCUCUUAACCUCUCUCUUUUUCUCCAUAUACUCUUCCCUCCUUGCAUCACUUCUACUUUGUAAAAACUUCUCAUAUGCUAACUUUUUCUCCCUUACUACUCUCUUUACAUCAUCAUUCCACCAAUCGCUCCUCUUCCCUCCCGCACCCACCUUCCUGUAACCACAAACUUCUGCUGAACACUCCAACACUACAUUUUUAAACCUACCCCAUACCUCUUCGACCCCAUUGCCUAUGCUCUCAUUAGCCCAUCUAUCCUCCAAUAGCUGUUUAUAUCUUACCCUAACUGCCUCCUCUUUUAGUUUAUAAACCUUCACCUCUCUCUUCCCUGAUGCUUCUAUUCUCCUUGUAUCCCAUCUACCAUUUACUCUCAGUGUAGCUACAACUAGAAAGUGAUCUGAUAUAUCUGUGGCCCCUUUAUAAACAUAUACACCCUGAAGUCUACUCAACAGUCUUUUAUCUACCAAUACAUAAUCCAACAAACUACUGUCAUUUCGCCCUACAUCAUAUCUUGUAUACUUAUUUAUCCUCUUUUUCUUAAAAUAUGUAUUACCUAUAACUAAACCCCUUUCUAUACAAAGUUCAAUCAAAGGGCUCCCAUUUUCAUUUACACCUGGCACCCCAAACUUACCUACCACACCCUCUCUAAAAGUUUCUCCUACUUUAGCAUUCAGGUCCCCUACCACAAUUACUCUUUCACCUGGUUCAAAGGCUCCUAUACAUUCACUUAACAUCUCCCAAAAUCUCUCUCUCUCUCACUCUACAUUCCUCUCUUCUCCAGGUGCAUACACGCUUAUUAUGACCCACUUUUCGCAUCCAACCUUUACUUUAAUCCACAUUAUUCUUGAAUUUACACAUUCAUAUUCUCUUUUCUCCUUCCAUAACUGAUCCUUCAACAUUACUGCUACCCCUUCCUUUGCUCUAACUCUCUCAGAUACUCCAGAUUUAAUUCCAUUUAUUUCCCCCCACCGCUUUGUUUCACUUAGGGCCAGGACAUCCAACUUCUUUUCAUUCAUAACAUCAGCAAUCAUCUGUUUCUUGUCAUCCGCACUACAUCCACGCACAUUCAAGCAUCCCAGUUUUAUAAAGUUUUUCUUCUUCUCUUUUUUAGUAAAUGUCUACAGGAGAAGGGGUUACUAGCCCAUUGCUCCCGGCAUGGCUUACAGAGGAAAGAUUCUUUUCCACUUCCCCAUGGACAAUAGAAGAAAUAAAGAAGAACAAGAGCUAUUUAGAAAAAGGAGAAAAACCUAGAUGUAUGUACUCACCUAGUUGUACUCACCUAGUUGAGGUUGCGGGGGUCGAGUCCGAGCUCCUGGCCCCGCCUCUUCACUGAUCGCUACUAGGUCACUCUCCCUGAGCCGUGAGCUUUAUCAUACCUCUGCUUAAAGCUAUGUAUGGAUCCUGCCUCCACUACAUCGCUUCCCAAACUAUUCCACUUACUGACUACUCUGUGGCUGAAGAAAUACUUCCUAACAUCCCUGUGAUUCAUCUGUGUCUUUAGCUUCCAACUGUGUCCCCUUGUUACUGUGUCCAAUCUCUGGAACAUCCUGUCUUUGUCCACCUUGUCAAUUCCUCUCAGUAUUUUGUAUGUUGUUAUCAUGU